AUGAGAUUUACCGCACUUACUCUUUUGGCCCUGGGUGCCUCAACCUCAGCCUACGUUGUGCCAAACAACAAGCAAGCCGUCGAUAAUGCCGUCAAAGCACGGAUGCCAGGAAGCGGACCUGUGCACGCAUCCAAUCUCGUAGCUGCACUCGCAGAUCGUGGAGUUGAAGCUCGCCACCAUAAGGGUAAAGGCGGAGCGGGCGCCGCUGGUGGUGCUGGAGGCGCUGGUGGUCUAGCCAAGCUCUUCGGCCGUGAUGCUCAGGAGUUGACCCAAGAAGAGGACGACGCUCAUUGGGCUGAUCUUCACACUCGCUCUCCUCACCACAAGGGCAAGGGAAACAAUGCCGCUGGAGCUGGUGGCCGCGGCAGACUGUCUGGACGUGAACCUGAAGCACACCACAAGGGCAAGGGAAAUAACGCCGCUGGAGCUGGUGGCCGCGGCAGACUGUCCGGCCGCGACGCUCAAGAGUUGACCCAAGAGGAAGAUAACGCUCAUUGGGCUGAUCUUCACACUCGUUCUCCCCACCACAAGGGCAAGGGAGGAAACGCCGCUGGAGCUGGUGGCCGCGGCAGACUGUCUGGACGUGAACCUGAAGCACACCACAAGGGCAAGGGAAAUAACGCCGCUGGAGCUGGUGGCCGCGGCAGACUGUCCGGCCGCGACGCUCAAGAGUUGACCCAAGAGGAAGAUGACGCUCAUUGGGCUGAUCUUCACACUCGUUCUCCCCACCACAAGGGCAAGGGAGGAAACGCCGCUGGAGCUGGUGGCCGCGGCAGACUAUCUGGACGUGAGCCUGAAGCACACCACAAGGGCAAGGGAGGCAAUGCUGCUGGUGCCGGAGGAGCUGGAGGCUUGGCCAAGUUGUUCGGACGUGAUCCCGAAGCGCACCACAAGGGCAAGGGCGGAAAUGCUGCUGGUGCUGGCGGUGCCGGCGGACUCGCUAAACUGUUCGGACGUGACCCAGAGGCACACCACAAAGGCAAGGGAGGCAACGCUGCCGGUGCUGGUGGACGUGGCAGGCUAUCCGGCCGUAACCCCGAGGAGUUGACCCAAGCCGAAGACGAUGCCCACUGGGCCGACCUUCACACUGGCGACAACUAA
Alternaria burnsii is the source of this 1101-nucleotide messenger RNA. RefSeq lists its product as uncharacterized. The record is from RefSeq and is a predicted model, not a curated record. The coding region runs from base 1 to 1101 and encodes 366 amino acids. The transcript is spliced from 2 exons. Lineage: Eukaryota; Fungi; Ascomycota; Dothideomycetes; Pleosporales; Pleosporaceae.